Dunckerocampus dactyliophorus (ringed pipefish) is the source of this 988-nucleotide messenger RNA. RefSeq names its product transmembrane protein 163-like. Gene Ontology annotation, cellular component: synaptic vesicle membrane. Gene Ontology annotation, molecular function: zinc ion binding. The transcript is spliced from 8 exons. Lineage: Eukaryota; Metazoa; Chordata; Actinopteri; Syngnathiformes; Syngnathidae. The record is from RefSeq and is a predicted model, not a curated record. The coding region runs from base 60 to 926 and encodes 288 amino acids.
CUCUCACUCGGUUGAGACAUUGUUGGAGUUCCUCAUAGGAGCCGCAAAACAGCGCCGAGAUGACGGACUCCAAACCGCCCGACUCACCUUCCACCCCGGAACUGGCUGUAGCCGAGGAGCCCCCGGCGGGAAACGGCCAAUGCGAGCAGAAGGAGUCCAUUGAAAAACAAGGAGAUCAGCAGGCCAGCAGCGGCUGUCAGGGAGAACUGUUCAAGAUGGACCAGGAGAUGAGGAUUACGGAGAGCAUAGAGGACGGAGGUCUUCUGGAGAGCAGCAUGCGCCUGAAACCACACGAAGCGCAAAGCUACCGCAAAAAGGCACUGUGGGUGUCCUGGGCGUCCAUCGGGGCGACGAUCAUCCUGGCCAUCGCUGCCUUCACCGUCUCCAUCAUGCGGCACAGCGCCUCUGCUUUUGGAUUUGCGUUUGAUGCGGUGCUGGAUGUCCUGUCCUCUGUCAUCGUGUUGUGGCGCUACAGUAAUGCGGCCGCCGUCCACUCAGCUCAUCGGGAAUAUAUAGCCUGCGUUAUCCUGGGCGUGAUUUUCAUCUUAUCAUCCAUGUGCAUUCUGGGUAAGGCCAUCCAUGACCUGGCCACCAAGCUGCUGCCUGAAGUGGAUGACUUCCUGUUCAGCGUCUCCAUCGUCAGCGGCGUGGUCUGCAUCAUCUUGUGCGUGAUCAAGUUCAUGCUGGGCAAGGUGCUCACGAGUCGGGCCCUCAUCACGGACGGGUUCAACUCCCUGGUGGGGGGCGUCAUGGGCUUCUCCAUCCUUAUCAGUGCGGAGGUGUUUAAGCACGAGCCGAAGGUGUGGUACCUGGAUGGGACAAUAGGUGUCCUCAUUGGUCUCAUCAUCUUUGCCUAUGGAGUCAAGCUGCUGCUGGACAUGAUCCCACGAGUGAGACAAACCAGGAACUACGAGCGCUUUGAGUAACUCUCAGCAGUCUGACGGCUCACAGUGGAGAAGAUGCGGAUGAGGUGGAAGGGAGUGAAGGC